Molecule: messenger RNA, 2550 nt
Organism: Ictalurus furcatus (blue catfish)
Lineage: Eukaryota; Metazoa; Chordata; Actinopteri; Siluriformes; Ictaluridae
Gene: palmda
Product: palmdelphin a
Exons: 7
Coding region: 481-1875 (464 amino acids)
Biological process (GO): regulation of cell shape
Cellular component (GO): membrane; cytoplasm
Source: RefSeq, a predicted model, not a curated record
UGAAUGGUUGUUUGAAUAUUGUUGUCUCUAUUUUGGAAUGAUACAGCAUGUAAAACCUACAUUGUAUUGAUAAUAGAAUAUUGCCCACAUUUCCCUAUACACUAUCUGUGGUGUCUGAAAAACGCAGCUCUCUACUGGUCCACAGAUCUGAUUUAGAAGAGUGCUGAAUGAUGACUGCUUGUGAUGACAAAAUCCUGUCAGGCAGAUUAUUUUUGGUGUCUAUGUGUGUGGGUCAGAGCCACAGAGGCUCUCGUGCUAUUCCUGGCAUCACAGUGAGGAAGAGAGAGGCAUGAGUCUGCUGAUUUCCUUAACAGAUCUUCAGUUGAUCCAUAUCACUUUCAGCUUGACAAAGUCUAAUCCACAUCCACGCAGCAGCACAGAUCAUCAUUUAUUAGUCAGACUUCAACCUGACAAAAUAUAAUAGUAUAAAUUUGUGAAUAUGUUCGUAAAUAUAUUAAAUAUAUUCUCUCUAGAGUCACGAUGGAGGAGGCGGAACUGUUAAAGGAGAGACUUCAAGCCAUUACAAAUAAACGAAAAAUCCAGGAGGACAUUGCCUCAAAGCGGCUGGAGAUCGACAAGGAAAAACUGAAGCUUCAGCAACUGAAGAAAAAAUCCACAAGAGAUCUAUGGCUUAUGGGUGGCACAAGCGCUGGAGCAGCCCAGAAAGAACAAAAAGCUCAGGAUGUCACCCAGCAGACCAAAGCACUACAGAGCAACAUUCAUCGGAUAGAGAAAGAAAUUGAAGCUCUGGAGAGGGAAGAGCUCAACAUCUCUACAAACGAAGGCCUCAUCCUGAACAGGCUGAAAGCCAUUGAGAAGUCCACAGAGGACAUUAUUAAGGCAGCAAAUGAAAAUUUCAAGUCAGAACCUAUUCAUGUUUAUCCAGGAAUUCCAGAUGCUCAAAAAUCUUAUACACCUUUAAACAUGAGGAAACAACCAACAGUGAAUCAAGGAAUAAAAGCUGACCAACAGAAACCUGCUUUGUUUGCCAUGGAGAUCAACGUGCAGAAGGACCUGCACACCGGUGAGAGCCGCGUCCUCUCCACCUGCACAGUUCCGGCCCAGGAAUUACAGCAGCGCGGCAUCAAGGUGUACGAUGACGGCCACAAGUCUGUGUACGCUUUGCACACUGCCUUGGAUCAACCUGAAGCCAAUGAACUGGAUGAGCUUAGCCCUAAGGAGGUGGAGGAGCUCAUCAAACAGGCCACAUUGAGAAGGAAGAAGCCUCAAGAGCAAAAUGAGCCCCUAUGUCUCAAGAACUACCAGAAUAGCAACUGUUCAGAGAUUUGUAAUAUGCAUAUGAGUGAAUGGCCAGAGCUAGAGUACAGUCAGGGUAGUGUACACAAUCCCUACCAGGAAAUUCAUGACCCUGCUCACAUGUUCCACCAUUACAGUGACCAAAAUGAGUAUUAUCACAACAGCAAUGGAAACGGUUAUGAGAUGUAUGGAAGGGAAACGAGAUGUGACACAAAGCAGAUUUAUGACCCCCGAGAGAGAUACAGAAGAACUCAAAGUCAGCAUGUGGACUCAGUUGCGAAUCAAAUACCUACUAUGUCUUACAGAGAGGACCCUAACCUCAGCGUCCUAAACGCUUUGCCUUCAGACGAACCUGUCACUAUGAUCUUCAUGGGAUAUCAGAAAGCUGAGGAAGAUGCACAGAGCUAUGAAGGCUCCAUUCAGGCAGAGCUCAUCAUCAUCGGAGAUGGUGAGGAAGAAACCCUAACAGGUGCCACUCCUUUCCAAAAAAGACACGCCCAUUCUCACCAGAACUGCAAUACCAACAACGCGUCCACACACCUGACCUCUGAGACGUUGUCCACAGGUAGAAAAACCUCCAAAAAAGCAAGACUAAAAUACUGCUGCAUGUUAAUGUAGCACUGAAUGACAUAUCUUUCACUAACUCUCUCAUGCUAUCCAAACUGCAGCUGCUCUCCUGAAUGGCUUUCUCUGCAUGGCCUACGCACUACAACACUGCUUUAUCUGUGUGCUGGUUUACCUUAUAUUCUGUCUUAACAACCUCAGUCAUGUAAAGCUUUUUUAUUGAUACAUUCACAACAUAUAAAUUGACAUGAAGCUAUGUUUAAGUGUGUACAGUCCAGAGAAGGUCUGAGACCACUGAGCCUGAAUUAGUCAUCAGAAAUUUACACACAUCCAUUCUCAAUGGGGAGUCGUCAAAAAUGAGAUUGUGGGAUUGUCAGCGGCGUCACCCUAACUGAGUGAAAAUUUUGUUUACUAUUUAAUACGACUGUAAGUGAUUUUGUUAGCAUUAAUUAUGGUGUAUUAGUGCUGAAGAUUGUUCAUGAAAACAAAUGUGUUAAAUAAUACCAGUGUAAAGUAUUAACAGAAUGUAUUUGAAACCCAUUUACAUUAAAUUGCAAGCUGUACUGAAGAAAAUAAAAACAGAUAUCAAAUAUUGAUACAGCGCUGUGAAAAAGUAUUUGCUGAUUUCUUCAGUUUUUGUGUGUAUCUCAUACUAAAUAGUUUUAGAUUUCCGAACGAAAUACAACAUAAAACAAAGGCAGCCUGUGUAAAUUCAUGUUUCCCCCAAUU